Molecule: messenger RNA, 2532 nt
Organism: Verticillium nonalfalfae
Lineage: Eukaryota; Fungi; Ascomycota; Sordariomycetes; Glomerellales; Plectosphaerellaceae
Gene: AVL9
Product: late secretory pathway protein avl9
Exons: 2
Coding region: 1-2532 (843 amino acids)
Cellular component (GO): cytoplasm
Source: RefSeq, a predicted model, not a curated record
AUGGCCGAUUCACCGCCGACUCGUGCGAACGGCAGCUUGCCCGAACACAUCAUGACUGAUGUUAACCUUGACACACCGCCGUCAGUCGCGGCGGCGGCGGCGGCGCCGUCCAUUCCGUCAACUCCCAAUAUGCCCAGCACACCAAGCCUGUCUUCCUCCAGGUCUUUGUCUGGGUUCACGCCGCUCGUCACUGUCGUCGACUUUCAUCAUGCCAGGGGUCCGGAGUGCGAGAAGUGGUUUGGUGUUCCUGAGGGAUCCGAUCCCGCAACAGAGUACGACUGGGGUCUGCUCCCUUUCAUGGCACUCAGCGAUGGUGCCCACGCCGAAGACUUCUCCUACUUCACCCUUCUCCGACCCUCGAAUCCCGACGAGAACGUGCCGGCGACCUCUCUCUUCGGCAUAUCAUGCACUCGCCAGCUCGAUGCCGCCCAAUUGCUCAACCGUCCCGCCGAUGUGACCCGGUCCACUGUACAGAAAGCCGUUGUUGUUAUUGCCGACAGUCCCCAGUUCUUCGGCAUGAUGCGCGAGCGACUCAGUGUGGUCACGCAGGCCUGGUUCGCUCAACGCGACUUCUCCGACACGGAGAUCCUGCGCCGUUUCCAAGACAGCCUCGCUGACGAGAAGCGCCGCGGCGUACUCAAUUCCGAUGAGGACCGCGACCAGUAUCUUGGUAUGAGCUUGCGUGAGCUUGUCCGCGAGUUCCGCUGGCAGACUCUUGUCUUGCUCAAAUGUUGCCUUUUGCAGCCCAAGAUGCUUUUCUUUGGAUCGCGGUGCGAACGUCUGUGCAUGAUGCAGUUUUCUCUCAUUUCCUUGAUACCCGGCCUGAUUCGAAAUUUGCAAGACUGCGCGGAUCCCGAGAUGAACAACUACGAGAAGGGCCUGGCCACCCCAACAACCUUGCGGACGAGCGACCGCAGCUCCCUGCUCACGUAUAUGGGCCUGCCGCUGCAAAUCUUUGGCAAGGGCAGCCUCUUUGGGCCCUACACCCCCCUUCAGCAACUUGAUAUUCUUGCCGACUUUGGCACGAAGUCGUACAUUGUUGGCAGCACCAACUCACUGCUCCUACAGCAAAAGGACCGUUACAGUGACAUUCUCAUCCACCUCGACGACAACACGGUCAAUAUCACCUCGACGUCCCUCCGCCAGGCCCUUACGCUCUCGGCCGCUGACCGCCGCUGGAUUGACUAUCUGACGCAGGAGGUCAACGACACGUGGGAUGAGGCGAACCCCGGCCGCCCCAAGACGAUGGGCUAUGUUGGUUCCGAGGAGUUCAUCCGCCUGCAAUUCGAAGAGUACAUACUCUCCCUCAUCUCCUCCUUCAAGUACCACAAGCACCUCCAGGCCAACCAGCACAACCCUCGGGCGCUGUUGCCACACAUUGACGGCGACCCUGUGCUCGACUUUGGCGCCGACUUCAUCGACGCCUGGCAGCGCACCGAGAACCACCGCAUGUGGAACACCCACACCGACUCGCACCUUUUCGACGUUGUCGAACCAAAGCACCCCUGCGCUGGCGGCCUCACCAUUGACGACGUCCAGCGCCGCAUCGCGCAGCAGGUUCAGGACAUGCACCUCGACGAGCGCUUUGCUGUCGGCCGCGAAGCGUUGGGACGGAACCUGGCUGCCGGUCGCGAGAAGGCGUCUACCAUGUUCAACAAGUUCUACGCCGAUAUGGAAUCUUACCGUGAGGCGCAGCGCGCCAAGGCCGAAGAGCAGGCCGCCGCGCAGUCGGCCUCCGCGAACUCCGCCGCGGCGGAGAAGAAUGGCGUCACUGAUCAUGAGGCCUCGCUGGCCGGCGGGAGCGGCGCCAAAUCGACGACGUACGUCGGCAGCUGGGUGUCUUGGGCCGGCGAGAAGAGAAAGGGGUGGGGUUCUGGCUGGGGAGCGCGCAAGUCGGACAAGUCUGGCGCGUCAUCGCCGGCGAGUGCGCUCUCGCCGAGGGAGGAGGGCGCGAACCGCUUCUCCGGAUCGUCGUUUUUUCCGGGUCGUAACGCCCACGGACAGGCCACGACGGCGGGCGCUGGACAGGAUGAGAAGAGGCCUGUGACGGGCAACUCGUUCAGCGAGAGCAUCUUCUCCUCGGCAGGCACGACCGACUCGGCGCCGGGAAGCCCCAGGGGUUUCAAGCACGAGGAGUUCAUCCCGCGAGAUGUGACGCACGGGCGACCCGAGGACAAGACCAAGGCUCCCGCACCGCACGAUAUCAAGGAUGAGGUUGUGGCUGCUACGCCGACGUUGGGGCCAGUAGUGGAUAAGGCCGACUUGAAGAGUGAGACGGUCACGCCGACACCAGAAAAGGUUGACGUCGUGUCCGUGAGCAAGAAGGAAAUGGCCGCCCCAGCACCGGCCGACGAACCUGUGGCCGAUAUCGUCGUUCCAAGCACAGCAGCAACGGCCGAUGCCCACACCAACGGGACCAAGCUCGAAUCAGAGGCAGGGGCAGAGACAGGAGCAAAGAUGGAGCCCGAGGUCGUCACAGCGACGGGCGAGGUCGUGAGCAGCGCACCUGCCGCCGACGGCGUCAAAGUCUGA